Nothoprocta perdicaria is the source of this 5470-nucleotide messenger RNA. RefSeq names its product WWC family member 3 (gene WWC3). The coding region runs from base 91 to 3363 and encodes 1090 amino acids. The transcript has 22 exons. Lineage: Eukaryota; Metazoa; Chordata; Aves; Tinamiformes; Tinamidae. Gene Ontology annotation, cellular component: cytoplasm. The record is from RefSeq and is a predicted model, not a curated record. Gene Ontology annotation, molecular function: kinase binding; molecular adaptor activity. Gene Ontology annotation, biological process: regulation of hippo signaling; regulation of DNA-templated transcription; negative regulation of organ growth.
ACAAAGCCAUUGACAUUUGCUGACUGUGUCGGUGAUGAGCUUCCUUUAGGAUGGGAAACUGUUUAUGAUCAACAGAUUGGAGUUUAUUACAUGGACCACAUAAAUAAGCUCACACAAAUCGAGGACCCAAGGGAGCAAUGGAGAAGGGAGCAGGAACGCAUGCUGAAGGAGUAUUUAAUAGUUGCCCAGGAGGCACUCAAUGCCAAGAAAGAGAUUUACCAAAUCAAGCAGCAGCGGUUUGAACUAGCUCAAGAGGAGUAUCAGCAACUGCACAAAAUGUGUGAGGAUGACAACCGCUCCUAUGCCAGCUCAUUCUCUGGAUUUUCAACUAAUACCAAGUAUGACCCAUAUCAGAUUAAAGCAGAAAUAGCCAGCCGUCGUGACAGACUUUCUAGGCUAAAACGAGAACUGGCACAGAUGAAACAAGAGCUCCAAUACAAGGAAAAAGGAGUGGAAACUCUGCAAGAGAUUGAUCGUAAAAUGUCAAGUGCUCAUACAAAUUACAGGCUAGAUGAAGCACAAGCUAUAAUGAGUGAGCUUCGAACAAUCAAGAAAGCUAUAUGCACAGGUGAAAAAGAAAGGCAGGACCUUAUGCAGAGCCUGGCCAAGCUAACAGAUGGCUUCAGGAAUAGCUGUUGUAUUACGGAUUCCCUGCAGGACCUGCAGCACAACUCCAGUUCGCUCAGCGACUCCUGUUUACCUCAACAACACUGCGAUGCUUGUUCUCAGACUGACAUCACUGGAGAGUUUGGCUUUGAUGAUAAAACAAGACUUGUAGACAAAGUAAGACUGAACUGGCAAUAUGAAGAGGCCAAGAAAAGAGUUUCCAAUAUACAGCAGCAGCUGGCCUUGCUAGACAGCGAGUCCUGGCCAGGGAUGGCUGAGGCGGACAGGGACCGGCUUCAGCUCAUCAAGGAGAAGGAGGCUCUUCUGCAGGAGCUGCAGCUCAUCAGUCAGCAGAGACGGUCCCCUGAAGACAUUGCGCGCCUGGAGGAAGAAAAAAGGCGCCUGGAGGAUGAAAUUCAACGGGCUAGAGCAACCUCCGCUCACGGGGCCACCGAAAGGAUACUGUUACAGGAAAAGAGAAAUUGUUUGCUUAUGCAACUAGAAGAAGCUACACGUUUGACCUCGUAUUUACACUCCCAGUUAAAAAGCUUGUCCGCGAGCACCCUCACAAUGUCCUCUGGCAGCAGCAGGGGCUCCCUGGCCUCCAGYMGAGGCUCCCUGGCCUCCAGCAGAGGCUCUCUCAGCUCAGUCAGCUUCACCGAUAUCUACGGCCUGCCGCAGUAYGACAAAUCAGACAGUGCCACGGACUACGGGCAGCACUUGCGCUUCGACAUCAUUCCGUUCGAGUCGCUCGCCAAGGACGUGCCCUACACCGACGCCCUCGGCCCUCCCAAUUUCCACAAGCAGCGGAGGUCCUUGGAUACACCACAGUCCCUGGCCUCCCUGUCGUCAAGGUCCUCCUUGUCGUCCUUGUCUCCUCCCAGCUCGCCCCUGGACACCCCGUUCCUCUCCGCCUCCCGGGAUUCCCCCCUGGCUCAGAUGUCGGAAGGUUUCGAGGAGAUGGCGAGCAUGGGAGCCCUGGAAAUGCUGCGGGCCCCGACGGCGGCGCUGGCUGAUGACGAUGCGCAGGGGACAAGUUCAGCUCAGCCCUCCACGUACCCCGGGGACAGCGAAGGGCUGCGAGAGGUGGGACCACAGCUGGCCAGUGUGCAGGCUGCCGGAGCUGUAACUCUGCGAGGAGACAGCGGCCGGAGAUCGGAGAGGAGAGCCAGGCGAGUUUCAGCAUGUCUCUCAGAUCAUUCACUGGCUAGUGACAGUGGCGUGUUUGAAGCUUUAAGCAAAAGGAAUGAAGACAUGGAAGAGCCUGUCUAUGGUGAUGUGGCCAGUAAUGAAGAACCGCAAAUCCAUGUUGGAUUUCUGCAUGACAGUGGAAGCGAAUGUCUCCUAGUCCAUGUCUUACAGCUGAAGAACUUUACGAGCCUUGUCGUGAAAGAAAACUGCAAAAUCCACGUGCGGGUGUAUUUGCCGCCGCUGGAGGCGGGCACGCCGACCACCUACUGCUCCCGGGCUCUGGAAUUCCAGUCGCCGCUGCUAUUCAAUGAAGUCUUCCGAAUCCCGGCGCAUUCAAGUGCUCUCAAGUUAAAAUCGCUGCAGCUGUAUAUCUGCUCAGUUGACCCUCAGCAGCAAGAGGAGCUAUUGGGCAUUGCUCAGAUCAGUCUGACUGAUUCRGAGAGUUCUGGCGAGAUGCAGCUUCACUGGUAUUCUGUUCAGAUCUUCACUGGCUCCGACCCGCAGAGAGCCAAGAACAAAAAUCAGACUGAAGAAAAUACUCCUCGCUCUUCUGGAAAUUUUACGUUCCAGGAUGCAGUGACAGCCCUGUUAGCUAGAACCACUGCCCAGCUGGAAGCAGUAGAGAGGGAGCUGGCAGAAGAGAGAGUGAAACUGGAGUACACAGAGGAGGAAAUCCUGGAGAUGGAAAGAAAGGAAGAUCAAGCAGAAGCCAUCUCAGAAAGGAGCUGGCAAGCGGAGUCUGUUGACAGCGGGUGCAGUAACUGCACCCAGACUAGUCCUCCCUACGCCGAGCCGUUCUGCGGGGAUCCCUUACCUGCACCUACGUUUGCAACCCAAGCGGGCCAGUACAGUGCUGGAAAAAUGCAGCCCCCACCACUGAAGGUGGAUAAGGAAACCAACACUGAGGAUCUGUUUCCUGAAGAAGUUGCUCUCCUUCCAAAGGAGAGAGGAAGCCGCAGGCCGCGAGGCUCUGCCUUUGUCCGCAGCAGCACCAUUGUUCGGUCCCAGACCUUCUCGCCCGGAGCACGAAGUCAAUACGUUUGCAGACUGUAUCGCAGUGACAGUGACAGCUCAACCCUGCCAAGGAAGUCACCUUUUGUCCGGAAUACGCUGGAAAGGCGAACCUUACGGUAUAAGCAGCAGUCCUGCAGAUCAUCUUUGGCCGAGCUGAUGGCAAGGACGUCCUUAGACCUGGAGCUGGAUCUCCAGGCGUCCCGAACGAGGCAGCGACAGCUGAACGAGGAGAUCUGCACCUUGAGGGAGCUGCGGCAGCGGCUYGAGGAUGCCCAGCUCCGAGGGCAGACCGACCUUCCCCACUGGGUCCUUCGGGAUGAGCGCUUCCGCAGCUUGUUGAAGGAAGCGGAGAGGCAGACACGACAAACCAAGUUUGAACAUCACCAAGAGCAAGCAGCUGAAAAGAUGCUCAAGAAAGCAUCAAAAGAAAUAUAUCAGCUGCGUGGGCAAAACCAGAAGGAGCCUAUUCAGGUGCAGACUUUCAGAGAGAAGAUAGCUUUUUUCACAAGACCAAGGAUUAACAUACCUCCUCUGCCAGCUGAUGAUGUAUGAUGUGUUGCAUUGUAAACAUGAAGUAUUUAUCGCUUUUAUUUUAAUGAAGUUAUUAGAUUAGCCAAGUUUCUUUAAAAAAAAUGUGCAAAAGCUAAUAUACACGUUUUGUAAAAAAUAAAAAAGUAAAAAAAGUAAAAGUAAACAAAAACAUAUAUAUAAAUAUAUAUAUACAUAUAUAUAUUUUAUAAUAGUGACUGCAACAAGGCUUGGUUUUUCCUUGUUGUGAAAUUGACAUCUCUGAAGACAACUUAUUUUAUAAAAGAUCGACUAUCCUGUUAAGAGCGUGUACAGUUUUUAUGCUGUUUUAUUUGACUUAAAGGCUGGAAGACAGAAACAAAGUGAGUUCAGGCAAAUUCACUGUAGUGUAAUUUAUUUAUAGUGCCUUUUUUCCUUGAAGGAAAAUACCUACUUUAAGAUGUAUUUUAAGACUGAAAUUUUGUUCUUCAGUAUUUGUCAUGCAGUAGAAUGGAACCAUUGAGCUGGUUUUGUUUCUGAUACCUGAAAUGAAAAUACUAUGUUCUAAAAUUGUCACUUUUUUCAGCUUUAUUAUCUGUAGCUUAUUAUGUACRUUGUAUCCUUUAGCACUGUCUGUGUUAUAGCAAAAUAUUAUCACCUGCAAUGUGCUUAACACUGAUUAGAAGUGAUGUUUAACAUUGCAGAACUCAUUUGCAUGUUCUUACUGUGCACUAAUAGAUUGUUUUCAUUUCAGUUGUGUCUAAAAUAUCUUUAUAUCCUUAACUAGAGUCUCGAUUUAAACGGAGGAAGGAAAAGGGUGGCAGGUCUUUGUUUUGUUGUUUAAUGAAGGGGGAUCUAAAAGAACAUUUUUGGGCUGGCUGUGUGGAAGAACUGCUGAUGGAAUGCAGCAUUUCUGCGGUUUCUAAAACUCUGGCCUAAUUCCAGAAAAGGCAUACGUGCUAAUUUCAGAAAGCAGCUGCUGUAAGUGAGGGUGCUUAAACACAUGCUCAUCUUAAGGCAAAUGCUUUGAGGUUGCCACAUGUGAGCUUUGUUGAGCAGUGGCACUUUCCAGAAACGAGGUGUAUAGUUCAGGAAGACUCCCGUGAUCUGUAGUUGGACCAGCUAAAAUCCAGUAAGAAAUAAUUCUGCGUGGGACCUUUCAUUGUAGUGAAGGGCUGUCACCCUGAAUUCCCGAGAAUGCCAGUUUUGUGUCCUUGCAUCCUGCAGAUAUGUAAAAAUACUUCUUACUAAGCUACUAUAAUAGAGUUUCUCAUAUUUUCUAAUUAUACAUUACCUACAAAGAGAGGUGCCCAACACAACAAGACCUAUUUUGAAAAUUUCUGGAAACACCCAGAAAGGAACAUCAUGCCGUCUCUUGAUUAAAGGGAUGUUACAAAGUCAAAUUGGCUCCAGAUUUUUGUAUCAGGAAAUCCAAACAGUAAUAAGAACAAAACCCUAAGCAGACUUAGCAAAACCUCUGACCAAUAGAAUAUGUUCAAAUAUUUGUAAAUGAGUAAGUGUUGCUUGUGAGUUUCAGGAGCUUGUACUGUGUUCUGAGGUUGAAGAUCAUGAAAACCCAAAGGUGAAACUGAAUUACUUAAAAGUGAUAAAUCACUUUAUCAAAGCUGAGGCAAUAAACAGAAAAAAAAUCUAAAUCAUUAAUCAGCCAGUAUGAUUAACAACAUUUAUUUUUAAAGUAGUACUCUCUGUUUAAUGGUUGGCCUCUGGUCAUUAUAAGCAUUGAGUAAUUUGGUGGCAUAGUAAUGUAUGUGAAGUUAAAGCCUAUUUAAUGUUUCAUCAUGCUAACCAGCCUGACAUCUCUGGGCUUACAAGUGAGUGUUGGUAGGUAUAUAUUGGGUUCCUCUGGCUGARGUAAAGAUGCUCAGAAACUAUGCAGAUCAACCCAAAUAAAUUAUGGAAUCAAUUGUUAGUGUUUGGGUAAAAGUCUAGGGACAGAAGCUUUUUGGCUCUCAUUACUUGAACAGAGCAGCUAGUCAGAAUUCCCCAUGCCUCGUUUUAAGGACGGACAGCAAUGUUUUUACCCUGAACAUGGUGAAACGCUGGCAGAGGUUCCCCAGAGAGGUUGUGGCAUCUCCAUCCUCAGAGGUUUUAGAGAGGUUAUUGGAGACAGCCUUGAACAGCCUGGUCUCCU